This is a messenger RNA of Lactuca virosa, 1161 nucleotides long. The record is from the annotation of a GenBank genome assembly. Lineage: Eukaryota; Viridiplantae; Streptophyta; Magnoliopsida; Asterales; Asteraceae.
AUGGCAGCGGUGGUGGUGGCGGUGAUGGAGGCAGUGGUGGUGACAAUGACUGUGGUGUUGGUGGCGGUGGUGGUAGUGGUGGGUGAUGGUGGAGGCGACGCAGAUAGUGGUGGUUGUAGCGGCGGUAGCGGUGGUGGCGGUGGAGGUGUUGGUGGUGGAUACAAUGGGUUUCUUGUUUUUGUUUUAUCGGUUAUACACACCACAACACUUUUCUAUUACAGCUGCUCUCAGUCUUCCUUAAUUCUUCUUCCAUUGUUCAUUUUGGUGGUCUCCAUUCUUUCAAAAUGGUAUUUCUUUCCGUCAAAACCCCUAAAAAACUUACCACCUUCUCCAUCGAAGCUUCCAAUCAUCGGAAACCUCCACCAACUAGGUUCAAGCCCCCAUCGUUCCCUCCAAGCUUUAGCCAAGAAACAUGGCCCUCUCAUGUUGCUACAUUUUGGUCGUGUGCCGGUGGUUGUGGCCUCCUCUGCUGACGCAUCUCGAGAAAUCAUGAAAACCCAUGAUUUAAUCUUCGCUAAUCGAGCCAAAUCAAGCGUGCCAAGAAUACUUUCAUACAAUGCUAGGGACAUUGCUUUUGCAGAUUACGGACAGUAUUGGAGACAGAUCAAAAGCAUUGCUGUGCUUCAGCUUCUAAGUCAAAAAAGAGUUCAAUCAUUCCGUCGGAUGAGGGAAGAAGAUACGGAUCUGCUCGUUGAGAAAAUCAGAGGGAUCAGUUGUUCUUCUUCUCCGGUGGUUGAUAUGAGUAAGUUAUUGAUUUCACUUACGAAUGGAGUGAUUUGUAGAUCAGCAUUGGGGCGGAGGCACGGUGGAGAGAAGUUCAAAGAGCUAUUUGCUCAGUUUGUAGAGUUAUUGGGUGUUUUCAGUGUUGGAGAUUACAUCCCAUGGUUGUCAUGGGUGGAUCGUUUGAAUGAAUAUGCUGCUAAAGCAGCGAAAAUUGCUGCCGAAUUUGAUGAGUUUCUAGAAAGUGUGAUCGAGGAGCAUGUUGACCGGAAGAGACAAACAUCUGAUGUUGGUGGCGAUGACGAGAACAAAGAUUUUGUGGACAUUUUACUUGAAAUUCAGAAUGAAAAGGACGCCAGUUUCGUUCUUGAUCGAGAUACUGUUAAAGCUCUUAUUUUGGCGCUGGUAGGAGGAAAUGCCCUGGGAUCCAGUUUGCGAUGA